Messenger RNA from Galendromus occidentalis (western predatory mite), 1609 nucleotides. It is a transcript of the gene Ada2a, whose product is annotated as Transcriptional adapter 2A. Gene Ontology annotation, molecular function: transcription coactivator activity; protein binding; chromatin binding. Gene Ontology annotation, biological process: chromatin remodeling; regulation of transcription by RNA polymerase II. NCBI's taxonomy places the organism in Eukaryota, Metazoa, Arthropoda, Arachnida, Mesostigmata, Phytoseiidae. The record is from RefSeq and is a predicted model, not a curated record. Gene Ontology annotation, cellular component: nucleus; SAGA-type complex. Bases 266 to 1609 code for a protein of 447 amino acids. The transcript has 11 exons.
GAGCGGAACAGGCGCAUGAGUUCUCUGUUCCGCUCCUCUCGCCGCCGACUUCCUACCGGUGUUCAGAGUUUCUGAGAAAAUUGAACUACUUGCCCAUAUACCACGAUUACAACCCAGGUGCCAGAUCGCCUGCCCACAAUGAGAGGGAAUUCCAAUUAGAGCCUCAUGCGGCGCAGUGGAACGAGGCGGUUCCCUUGGACAACCCCCACCCAUUCAUCAGGCUGUCGUCGGGCGGAGGCUAUUUUCCGGAGCAGCGACGAACAUCAUGGACGCUAUGAAAGAAGAGGAGAAGUGUUCCGGAUGCGGAUUGGUCGUGGAUAUCCUGGUGACUCGCUUUGAAUGCCGUGAGGAGGGAUGCCACGCAGGCGUGAUCUGUACUCAAUGCUUCAGCUAUGGAGUCGAGUUCGGCGAUCACAAGAGUGAUCACUCCUACGCUGUUUUGACUGCAGACCAACCUCUACUGGAUUGGGACUGGACAGGAGCUGAAGAAAUCAAACUUCUCGAAGCCAUCGAAGCGUGCGGUCUCGGCAACUGGGUCGACGUCGCCAAGAGGAUGGGGAACAAAACGGAUCUGCAGUGUGAGACACAUUACAUGAAGCACUACAUUUAUGGCUCUGCAAGCGUAGACUUAGAAGAUCUGAAGGGCGAUGAUAAGAAGGAUACGAUUCCUCCUGAGUACUACAUCGGGCCGUCCCCUGUGCUCUAUCUGCCUUCCAAGGUGCCCUUGAGACCUGAGCUCGGGAGUGUGGAACACUCCGAGCUCUACGCUGGCUACUGUCCACCUCGGGGGGAUUUCUUCGAUGAGCCGGAUGCUGCUGCGGAUAAAAUUCUCAAUAACCACAAGUUAUCAUGUGUUUAUUUUCCGUUUUUUCCAGAGUUGCAAAUGGCUAUGGUGCAAAUUUAUCGCUCUCGUCUGAUUCAGCGAGAGCGUAUCAAGGAGGUCAUCGCGGAACACGGCCUGCUGGACGCUUCGCAGAACGCUCACUGGAUUUCAAGAUACGCCGACGACUUUGGUGAACGGAAUGUGCGAGGUCUCCUCCCGCUGGUUCAGAUCAUGUCAGCCGAUGCUUUCCUGUCAGCGAUGGAGUCAAUGAAAGCCGUCGAAGAGCUCAAGCACAAAAUCAGCGCACUCCAGAAGGCCCGAACCAACGGUCUCAAACGUUUAGAAGAAAUUCCCCAGUUCAAACGACUCGAUAUCCAGCGGCGGAACCUCCAUGUGAAACCUAGCCAGUGCAGAGACGUGUUCUUCAACCGCAAGAACGAUGCUGCAUUGGAGAAGUUCCUUCAGAAGCGGUUCCGCGAAGAAGCGUCCAAGAUAACGUACGAUGGCGAUCAUAAAGGAGCCCGCAAGAAGAAACCAGCUCCCCCACCGCUGGCCAUCGAAAAUUUCCCGAACUUCGAGAAGCUCUCCCCGCAAGAAAAAGAGUUCUGCUCCACCCUGAGGCUCGCUCCCUCUUCCUUCCUCAGUAUGAGAAAUCAAUUACUCGCGGAGUGUCGCAAAAGCGAAGGACUCCGGCUCUCUCGAGCGCGAGAAGUGUGCAACAUCGACGUUAACAAGACGAAACGUCUGUACGACUUCCUACUGGAAAACAACCAGAUACAUCGAUGA